UCUGACUGAGACGGCUGGAAUUUCAGGGCGUGACGUCACUGCCUUCAACUCUCCCACAAUUUGGAUCAAGAAAAGUUGGACUUCUCCCUUUUUUGGGGGGUGGGGGGGCUGUCUUUUUUUUUUUUGGUUGGGACUUCAGCCUCUCUCUCGUUUCCUAGAAAGCGAGAUUCAGCUGUCUUCCAGUAAUCCCAAAGAGGGAAAUAAAGGUGACUUAUCCUGUGAUCCUGACCAUCGUUAGUGUUGGUAUAUAGAGCCAUGUGGAACCCACCGAGUGACCAGAGCGGACAGGUAGCCGCCAGGAUGGAGACCACUCCGUCUCUGGGGAGCGCCAGCAUCUCCGUCUCUCAGCAGCAGGCCCCCAAGAAGUUUGCCCCCAUGGUCGCACCCAAGCCCAAGUUCAACCCGUACAAACAGAUCGGAGACGCCGGGCUGUCUGACCCUGCAGCAGACUACCCUCCCCCUCCGCCCCCUGCUGAAGAGUUUACCGGUUUCCCGUCACCGCCCGGUUCCUUCUCCCCUCCGCCGGUGGAUAACUUGUUCGAUUACCAGAUGAAAAGACCUGAGAAGACUCUGGAGGAGAGGCGCUCCAGCCUGGAUGCAGAGAUCGACUCUCUCACCAGCAUCCUGGAAGACUUGGAGAGCAGCUCGCCCUACAAGCCACGAGGCACGCAAAACUCCGGCUCCUCGGCCGGCUCUACCCCCAACGCUCCGGUGACGGGUUACAAGCGCAUGGUCAUCCCCAAUCAGCCGCCUCUGACCGCCACCAAGAAGACGAUGCCCAAACCCCAACCUCAAGGGGGCGUCUCGUCUGUGCCACCUCCCUCCGUCAGCCCUGUUGCCAGGCCUCCAGGCAACAUGGCUCCUCAACCCGUCCCGGCCUCCUACACCACAGCGUCAACCCCGAGCCAGCCCACCUUCAACGUCCAGGUGAGGUCGGCCCAGCCCGGCCCCCAGCACCAAGCCCCGGUCGGCCACCAUUACGGCCAGCAGCCGAUCCGUGGCCCCGCUCAGGUGCAGUACAUGCCCGCGCAGCCCAGAGGUCCCGACUUUGCGUAUGGGCCACCGCAACCCGGGUUCUCCCCCAUGGCAUAUCAGGAGCAGCAGUACCCUGGGGGGCCGCAGCUGGGCGGAGUUAGCUCCAGGAGGGCUGACCCGGUCCCUGCCCAGGCGUACCAGCCGCCAGGCCCAAGAAAAACCUACAUCACAGAUGUUCCCCCGAGCUUGGCUCCGUACACCGUCGGACCAGAUGUUCAGCCAAAGGGCGGCGCUCCCGCCUCGCACCCAGAGGACGAACUAGCGCGCCUGACCAAAAAGAUGCUGUUCGACAUGGACAACCCUCCGUCCGAUGAAUAUUUCGGACGCUGUGCCAGCUGCGGGGAGAACGUGGUGGGCGAGGGCACCGGCUGCACCGCCAUGGAUCAGGUGUUCCACGUCGACUGCUUCAUCUGCAUGACCUGCAGCAAACCCUUGCGUGGCAAACCCUUCUACGCUGUGGACAAGAAGGCGUACUGUGAGCCCUGCUACAUCAACACUCUGGAGACCUGCAACAUCUGCAGUAAGCCGAUCAUGGAGCGCAUCCUGCGGGCGACGGGCAAGGCCUACCACCCUCACUGCUUCACCUGCGUGGUGUGUCACCGCAGCCUGGACGGGAUCCCCUUCACCGUGGACGCCUCCAACCACAUCCACUGCAUCGAGGACUUCCACAAGAAGUUUGCUCCGCGUUGCUGUGUGUGCCAUGAGCCCAUAAUGCCGGCGCCGGGCCAGGAGGAGACCGUCCGCAUCGUGGCCCUGGAUCGUGACUUCCACGUGAAGUGCUACCGCUGCGAGGACUGUGGCUGUCUGCUGUCUGAGGGGGACAACCAGGGCUGCUACCCUCUGGAUGGACACGUCCUCUGCAAAAACUGUAACACCAGCCGCAUCCAGGCGCUGACUGCCAAGGCUACCACUGAUCUCUGAGCAGCCAGCCCAGCCAGCCGCCCCGCUCAUCUCCACUGUGAUUACCCAGCAAGCGCUCUCUUCCUUCUUCCUUUCAUUCCCAAAUACCCAUCCAUCGAAGCUACACACACACACACACACACACACACACACACACACACACACAGACACACCUGUAUAUCCCUCUGUAUUUAUGUUCACCUUAAGAUACGAGAAACAGCAUCAUGUGUUCACCUUCGACACGUAGCACCGACGCGGUACAACCACUGCAGGGAAGCUUUGUGUUAUUGAGCUCCGCUUUAGAGCCAGCUUCUAGUUACAGGAAGUGAGCUGCUGCCUUUCAUAUUCACGCCCAACCUAUCAGGUAUCCAUCAGAAAAUAAUACAUCACCCAGUGUUAUUAUAAGUCACCAUCUAUAUGGGCUUCGUUUAAGUCAGGCUGCAUGAGUUGUUAUUCAUCAACCCAAAUGCUUUUCCGUCAGACUUCCCUCUUAAGAUCCAGUCUGCCUCACAUGUUAGUCAGACCCACCCAGCAGGUGAGGUCAUGAGGUUAGCAGACCUCACCUGCUGGGUGAGGUCUGCUAACCCAGCAGACAUGUUUGUGUGUCUGUGUGUGGCUAAACGCUGGCCUUUUUUAUUUCUUUCUUUUUUUUCUCUCUUCUCUUCCCCCCAAAGUGUUUCUAAAAUGUAGAGCAGAAACACCAAACACUAGGGGGUAAAAACGGCACGGCGACGAGCCGAAUCCAACCCCGCCGCCGCAUGAACCGACACCAAAGACCCGGCGUUGAACCUCAGCGCUUCCUGUUUCCUUGGUUUAAUAUGCAAGUACGCUAAAUGUUGUUUACUCUCAGUACAAACAAUCAGUUCCUCUGUCGGGAGCAAAACGUUUGGUGCCUUUAUGACCCAUUAUUUUCCGACUCUCUGCUGUAUUCAGUAGAUUACCUAUAAGUGGCCUAAACGGUAAAAUCAUCCCACUUCUCUUCAGAUGGAUGAAACUUUUUAUAUAUAUAUAUGAGUGUAGUAUCGCCCCCUUUAUUUUAAGAGAGUUUUAAGAGAUAAAAAUGAAUACACUCUAUGCAAUUUUCAACAUUAAGUGCAUCGACACUUUAGAAAAAUGAAAUGAUAAAUAAGGAAAUAUUUUACGUGUACAUAUUGGAAUUUAAGUGUCCUUAUAGCGAACCCUUAGGCCCACACUGAUGUCGGUACGCUGUGCUGUAUGUCGGUAUUUGAGCUCAGCUUUUAUAUGUAGUGUUAGUUUAAAGUUGUUGGGAGAACAAGGGACCAAGAAAGAUUUCCUGAAAAGUUUGGGUUUUUUUAAAUCACCAUCUUUAAUGUGGCAGAUGAACAAUAGGUUUCUUCUUUCUCUUCAGUCUAAUUGCUCCAGUUGGACUUGUGAAUAUUUAUGACGGGGAGUUCAAGGUACCGUGUGAAGUUUGAAACAGUUUUAUUUUGCUGGCUGACUCUUGUUUCCUGGAGGGGGAAAAGCUCCGCCCACAAAAGGUGGUGAAACAUUUUAUAAUUGGAUGACCGAGUUUGCCGAUAAAUGAUCGUAAAUCAACAAUUAAAGAAGCAACCCUGAUGAGUAACACUAGUGCGUCCCGAUGGACGGCCGACUGGAAAACUUCACAGGGUACCUUCAAGCAGCAAACACCGGGGAAACUAAAGACAAAUGAAAGCCAUUUUCUGAUUUAAUUCUGGAAAAACAUCUUAACUAUAGUAUUCUCUCUCCUUAUUAUUUCUUUCACCUAUUAUAUGUUCUAAUGACAACAAAAAACAUCUCUCUGCAGUGCAUAUGGCGUUACUGUAGAUGUGAUUAAGCCGUGGCGAUAUUGUUAACAUGGGAACACUUUGGAAAUAACUAUGCUAAUGAAACUUUAGCUUAACUCUCAAGUUCUGUCUUGAUUUGUCUUUUCCUUAAAAAAAUAAAAAAUACCUAAAAAAAACAGCCCAAACUCAGAAAUUGACAUGUGAGGCAUUUCGAUGUCGGGGUGAGGAGGUGGCAGGUCGGUGGACACAACGAAGAGCCUCAAGCAGGAAGGAAGCGAAGGAAACGAAGGCCGCUCCUCCGAAAGGUUAGGCAACCUGAACCCGAGUCCUCAGGGAUAAUAUGUCAAUAUUAGGGCCCUUUUUUUUUUCUUUUUUUUUUUAUGACAACCAAGUUCUUCGUCGCAUAGAGAAACGUCUCCAUGUUGCAGAACUUUGAGACACAGACGACUAAAAUCUCCAUUUAUUUUAAACCAAACUGCAGGUAUUCUGAGAGAGGGUGCUUCUCUUGGAGAACAAAUGAACAAACACAUCUUUACUUCAGACAGAUCCAUAUAAAACUAAUUCUGCACACAGUUUUUUUAAAUUAUUAUUCUAGAAGUUUAUUAAUGUUCUAUUGGAGCAAGAAUUAGCCAGCACAUACUUUUAUUUUACACAAAACCCCCCAAAAGAUUAAAUGGAUAGUUUAAAUGUUUUUUACGUAUGGUUCUGUGAAGUUAUUAUCAAAAAUAGUUGCUUUAUUUGUGGUAGAUGAAUGUAACAUGUUGGUGAGUUUGUAGAAAAGUGAAGAAAUCAUUAUAGCAGUGGAAGGCUAACAGCUAGCUAAGUGGCUAGCUGUUAGUUAAAACUGUGUGUGAGAUUAACAAUAGUUGGCUCUUAAGGGUUGUCUGGGGUUUUUUGUAAGCCGGCCAACAUUCGUGUUGCUACGUUAGCUGAAACAGCCGGCUGUGUCAAUCUGCCUGGUCAGCUGGGGCACAACAAUCUGCCCUGAGGUCGCUAAGAGAGCAGCUAGCUCUGUUGGUACAAGAGUAUUUACUGAAUGUACAUUCCUGUGCUUUCCCCAAGUCUCCUAGCUGAUCGGUGGACUAACGAUCAGGCGCAUUGAUACAGCUCCCAUCCUCCAACAUAACUUAACGUUGUGUAUCAACAACGGUUUGUUGGAAUGGCAACAAUAUUCAAAAAUAUGGUGCUGCAGGAUCGUCAAAAUCCAUGUUCCUCUUUUUGUUUCUUUUUUAGAGUUUUUCCCCAAAACAAAUGUGUUUAUGUCCUUAAUAUAUAUUUUAUUGUAUUUUUUUAUUAAUUAAAAUGAUCUGCUUUCCCUGAUUAAAUUCUAAUUUUUUUAAGUGAGUUGUUUUAAAUAGCUAAAGUCAACUAAAUUAAAUGUUUCUACAAACUCCAUCAAGUGACAUUUCAAUUAGAGGCAAGAAAAUUAUUACUAAUAACCUGAAAGAACAUUCCUUCUAAAAUCUGAACUAUCCCUUUAAAAUGAAGAAGAGUUUUCUUCUCUUCACUGUGAACUAAAUCAUGCCUGCAUGUCGGUGUCGGCUUUAUGAGCAGGUUAUCUACAAAGUGUCCCCAUGUUUUAUAUGUUCUCACUUCCUUCAAGCAUUAUAUAGUUUAGAGUGUGACGUGACACGAGACCUCUGAAAGAGACGAUGUAAAGAUUGGUGGUCUGUUCUUAUUCUUCUGUUGUCGCCUGCAAAAGUGGCUUUUAUCAGAGCAGCAUCAGGUCACGAUACCGUACGUCUGAUCCAGCCGUGCCUCAAAGAUUUGGCCUUGUUUACUUGUUUUCUAACCAAAGUAAAUACAGUUUUUUUCUAGUUUUGGACACUUUGGGCCGCAAGCAGCUGAUUUUCAUUAUUAUUAUUAUUAUUAUUAUUAUUAUUAUUAUUUUGUGUUGGUCAGAGUAAAUUCUUCCAGCCCGUUGUCAGACCAAAGCGUCUGGUCUGAAUCUGCAGACAGGGGCCCAUCAUCUAGUCCUGUAUUUCUUUUUCUUCUUUAAUAAAAGCUUUGCAAAAGCA
Molecule: messenger RNA, 5719 nt
Organism: Poecilia reticulata (guppy)
Lineage: Eukaryota; Metazoa; Chordata; Actinopteri; Cyprinodontiformes; Poeciliidae
Gene: lpp
Product: LIM domain containing preferred translocation partner in lipoma
Biological process (GO): cell-cell adhesion
Cellular component (GO): stress fiber; focal adhesion
Source: RefSeq, a predicted model, not a curated record